AUGUCUCUACGACAACGUGUCGUCCGCGUGGCAGAGACUUGGGCCAUUGCCGCCACCAUCCGGGAGUAUCCGCAAGAAGACCCCUGGCUAGGAUCUGACACUAGGCGACCAACCACACAUUCCAUCUAUCUCGAAUUGGCGAUGCGGGGUAAUCUCAUUGGGAUUCGGAGGAAAGACCCCGACUACAACCCCCACGGCGACGGCUGA
Molecule: messenger RNA, 207 nt
Organism: Colletotrichum lupini
Lineage: Eukaryota; Fungi; Ascomycota; Sordariomycetes; Glomerellales; Glomerellaceae
Exons: 4
Coding region: 1-207 (68 amino acids)
Source: RefSeq, a predicted model, not a curated record